GUUAGGGCAGUGUGUACGGGGACAUGGAACGCAAUCUGACCCAAUUCGUUAAUCUUCUCGAAUUCGUCAGCAAGAAGGGAGAGGUGUGUCGUCUUCCUUGGGAAGCCGCACACGCGAACCGUGUGGGAACUACUGAAGGCAGGCCGGCACGUUGUCACGAUGGAAGGGAACUCCAACCUUUUGCAAUUCGCAAUGCAACUUGUCAAAAGCGAGGUCAAUGCGGGGGCCCACAAUUGCGAGUUCAUGGUCGUGAAGGAGACACGGGGUCGUAUGUGGAACAACAAGACACACGUGUGGUUCAAGUUGAGUGAGAGGAAGCGGAACAAGAUAUACGACUUCUUGCUCCUGCAAACGCGGCAGAGGAAGGACACUAACGCCGAGUAUGUGCGCCGCAGGGACCACAUGUUCUUGCUGCUAGACAACUACCACGGCGCCUCCUUCAUGAAGUUCAACGGGAAGACAUUUCUCGAAAGGUUGCAGUCCCUGUACUUCGUGGAGUCAGAGGAGGAGUUGAAGUUCAGCAGUUACUUUUCCUUGAUCUCCACGGAAGACGAGGAAACCACAGGCGUCGAAUUCGACGCGAACGCGAAGGAGGAGCACAAUCGGUUAUCGGGAGUCCGGCCUGGUGGGGAGGGAGAAUCUCACUGUGACACCGCGCCAACGAAAGGCAGCAGUGGGGUGGCGAAGGAGGCCUUCGGUAGUCCGCAAUCUACUCGUCCCGGUCCAGAGGACUUGACACAGUCCGCCAACGUGCCUACUUCGUCCUUCGGCUCGGUGAGAGAGAUGAUGGCAGCCUUGGUUGCUCUCCGUGGUGGCUCGGGCGGAACGUUCAAGUCCGCCGGGAUCCGAACUACAAUGGUUGAGAUGCCGACACAGCGGUCGACCGCGCAGAGCUGGUCGGGAGUGGGGGUGCCGAGUCAUGAUCCCACAAUUGACAGUGGUGCGGGGAGGGACAGGGGGGGCCGACUACGGAUUAUGGUGCCGGCGGGAGGGGCAGCGUGCAUGGAGCCACAAGCCCGGUCAUCGGAAUUCGACAAGGGUUCGGGAGAAGUGGAUGGAUUGCAUGCAAGGGAAGGAGGGGGGGUAAUGGAAGAAGGGAAGGAAGGGGAGGAAAGGGAGGAAGGAGAGGAAGGGGAGGAAGGGGAGGAAAGAGAGGAGGAAGAAGAGGAGGAAGAAAGAGAUGAAGGGGAUGAAGGGGAGGAAGAAGAGGAGGAAGGGAAGGAAGGAGAGGAAGGGGGAAAAACGGAGUUGAGUGAGUUGUUUGAAGGAAAGGAGGGGGCAAAAGGGGACGUCGAUAUUGGAGACGACGAACGGACAGCAGAAUAUCGCGAGGGUGAUGACGACAACGAUGCGACGACAAUGGAGAUGGAGACACGGGUGGUCAGCAACCUUUCGGCAGAACGUGAUGACUAUGAGGUCCAAGCACUGAUGUCUAUCGUCGAUCUUCAACACCGGCUUAACGAGGCUCCUGUUGCUGUGAGCCUAUCUAAACUGAGUGGUCGUAUAGACGUCGAAGAAGUUAUCGAUGGCAUCAGAGGCGACCACCAAGUGUCCGCGCAGACGUUCACAACGCCUGAUGUCGACGACCCUCGAAACGUCAAACCUUCCACGGCAUCUGCCAUCACUUUUUCGCCGCCGAACUCUCCGAUACUGUCGGCGACCAUCCCCAGUGAAGGGAAGGGCGGGUUUGGGGGACGACAACAUGUCACGUCCUCGAAAAAAACUGGGGUCAGCACUCAAGCUCUCGACGUGCUAGUCUUGCCCGCACCAAGUUCACCGACGAAGGAGUGGAGGGACAAACCGGCUGGUAGGCUGUGAGAAACGCCACUCUGUCUGCGCGCCCAGGCUUCCAAGA
Messenger RNA from Chara braunii, 1855 nucleotides. NCBI's taxonomy places the organism in Eukaryota, Viridiplantae, Streptophyta, Charophyceae, Charales, Characeae. The record is from the annotation of a GenBank genome assembly.